AUGACGGUGGUCUACGUUUUGCGCCGUUCUCCUUUCCUCUCACGGUCACGGGUCGCCACGCCCCUCCUCUCCUCGUCCGUCUCGACUCCGGAGGCCGAAGCGCCGUCUCUAUCCACGCAGAUCCCCUCUCCCCCUCUCACGCCGUACGUGAGGGAUGCCGAUCUCGUCGACACGCAGCGAGAUCCCAGGUGGGCGGCCGUCAAGUGCGCACGCAAGGAGGCCUACGGCUGCGGGGAGUUCGGUCAGGAGCUGGUGGAUGGCCUGACGCUGUACGUGCGCCGCAACGAUGGCCCCAGCGACGAUCUCUUCUCCGCCCUCGCCGUCCGUGCCACCGACGAGAUGCUGCGGAAGGUCGCGGCGCCAACGAAGAUCCAGAAGAGCCUCAUCCGCCCGCUCUUCCGCUGUCAGGCAAGUAUGAAUGCCCGCGUCACCUUCGUCUGCGAGUUGCACGCCGCGGAGGAGAACCUCGUCGUCCUCUCCGCGUCCUUCGACCACGCCCACCACAUCUACUACCUCGUCUACGACGGCAUCGACGAGUCACUCACCAUGAUCCCGAGCCUGUCACCGCACCGCUUCGUGGCCUUCCACCCGCGGCCUGUCCUAAGGCGCCGCGCCACUGGGGGCUAUGACCUGGCCCUCAUAGCGAGGUACCUCAGCAGGAAGAGCAGAGAAGACGGGGACGUUCUCCUUCUGUUUACCAAGGAGAAGGAGAGUUCCUGCUGCUCCGAUCAGUGGAUGGAGAAGAAGAAGGGUAUGCGCCUCCCAACGGGGCCCCUGGGCUUCUUCUGCCCGGACAUGAUCUUCUCGUUCAAGGGCAACACUUUCUGGGUCGAUCUCUCACAGGGUUUCAUGUGCUGCGACACCAAUGUCCUCUUCUCUGGCGACACCGUGGAUUUCAGACACCUCAGCUUCCCCCACCAGUACCUGCUUCAUGACAUUAUCAAAUCCCAGGAGCUUGGCCCGAUGGAGAUGUACCGGACCAUGGGCGUCUCCGGGGGCUCCAUCAAGUUCGUCUCUAUCAACACUCCGGCUACUGAUGCCGCGGCAGGCAAACCGCCGGGCAGGCCCUGUCAUGACGCCACUGCAUUAGCCAACACAACAGUGGCCGUGUGGACACUGGACCAAGGUGGCCUGUGCUGGAAAAAGGAUGUGGAGUUCAGGCUGGGGAACAUAUGGUCGCAACGGGACUACAAGCAGUCUGGGUUGCCCAGGAUGGUACCCGUGUGGCCCUUCCUAAGGCCGCACGCACAUGGCACACUCUACUUCCUGGUGCCGAAACCGAUGACCGGACCUAGUGACCCCCAAAUGUAUCACAUUUGCGGGCUCGACAUGUGCACCAAGAAAAUCCAGUUGUCGCAGUACUCCGUCCGCUCCAAUAUCCUCCGGCCGGCUGCCUUCCCUACCAAUGCAUUCCAACACCUUGAUGAGUCCCCACUAGCUACAAAGAUUGCUUGAGUUAACUGGAGGCAGGGAAUGUUCAUCAAGGCAGUGCGGAGUUGGGAUUCUAUAUGCAAGGUUGCUUAUUACUUUCUAGGUAUCGUGUUUUGGGUCGAAGGCACUUCCCAACUCGUAAUUUAUCGUCACUCUAUAUAGCCUAGGACCCUAUUGAUGCACUUGCGAAACUGAUUAUGUGCUUCCUUAUUGAUUCUGUAUCCGUGCGACGAACUAAUCUAGCUACUUGUUAUAUUAUUAUCUAUCUA
Oryza sativa Japonica Group (Japanese rice) is the source of this 1700-nucleotide messenger RNA. The record is from RefSeq and is a predicted model, not a curated record. Lineage: Eukaryota; Viridiplantae; Streptophyta; Magnoliopsida; Poales; Poaceae.